This is a messenger RNA of Megalops cyprinoides (Indo-Pacific tarpon), 5303 nucleotides long. Its product is annotated as protein ITPRID2-like. Bases 148 to 4248 code for a protein of 1366 amino acids. Lineage: Eukaryota; Metazoa; Chordata; Actinopteri; Elopiformes; Megalopidae. The record is from RefSeq and is a predicted model, not a curated record. The transcript has 19 exons. Gene Ontology annotation, molecular function: signaling receptor binding.
GGAAGCGGAAGCGCAGUUGUUUUAAAAAGUUCGAUGAAAGUUUGGUAAAUCUGACGAAGUUGCUGCUGCAUGAUCUCAAAAGCGAUUACACUGACUGCGUUAUUAUGGUGAGGUGGCCUGUACUGUAGGGUCCUGGGAGCAGUGGGGAUGGAGGACUGCCCGUCAGGCACCCCUGCGCACUCCUGGAGGGCCGCCAGCGCGAGGAGGAAGGCCUGGGCGUUGAGCCGAGGGUCCUGGCAGGCCUCCGAGUCCCGGGACGGGAGCUCAGAGGGCCAGACGUCUCCGCGGCGCAUGGAGGAGAAGGCAGCUCUCAGCGAGGAGCCAGGUCGGAUUCCGAACAAGAUCACAAGCUGGUUGAAAGAAUGCAGGAGUCCGCUAGGGGCCUCUCUGGAUGAGCAGAGCAGCACAGUGCCCAAGGGGGUGGUAAAGAAUGGGUGCAGCUUUGAAGACGACUUGUCCCUGGGAGCAGAAGCCAAUCAUCUUCAGUCCAGCAGCGCUGACAAGGAGCAGUCAUGCUGCGGAAUGCUGGCCAAAGACAAGAGGAGCCAGUUCCACCAGAGAGGCCUGAGCAUGAACUCCACGGGCUCGGGGAAGAGCAGCACUGUGUCCAGCGUCUCAGAGCUGCUGGACCUUUACGUGGAGGACCCCGAGGAAAUCCUCUACAACCUGGGCUUCGGCACGGAGGAGCCCCACAUCGCCUCCAAAAUCCCCCCCCGCUUCUUCAGCUCGUCCUCCUCCGCGAAAGGCAUCGACAUCAAGGUUUACCUGCAAGCACAGCUGCAGCGGAUGGAGCUGGAGAGCCCAAACUACGCCCUGACAAGCCGUUUCCGGCAGAUGGAGGUUUUGGCCACAGUGACCAACGCCUUCUCCUCACUCUACUCCCAAGUGUCUGGCCUGCCGGUGCAGAGGAUCGGGAGCUGUGACACAGAGUCCGCCACAGUGACCCCCCUCAAGACGAACAAUUCUGUCCUGAACGCCGCGAAGAUGCUGAAGAAGACCAUCACUAAGCUCAACCUGCACUCCCCUGGGGCGGAAAACCAGAGCCCCGCCCCAGCGGGCUCCGACUCGGAUAAGGGAGGCAGUUCGAGCCCACUCGUGGAGGACUCGGAGUUAGAGAAGCAGCAGAGAGGAGGGUCCAGGAAGAAGGACUCGCCCUCCCUGGCCACGGUGGCCGAGGAGUCCCACGCCGGCCUUCCGGACCCUUCCGUCAGUGGGGACCCGGCUCCGCCCGGAGAGCCGGUUGCCGCGGAGAGCAGCCCUGAGCCGGGCACGGAGCCCGACCCCGCCCUGGACAGAGACAUGAGCGUCUCCAGUGAGGCCGACCUGGAGAGGACCGAGGAGAGGGAGUGUGCCGUCACCUCCACCCCAGACAAAGAGCCCUCUGCCCAGCUGGCCAACCCCCGCAUCGCCCACCUCCUCACUCAAACCCGGGACUCGUUUGAGAUGGAAGAGGUGCAGAGUAACGAAGGUGAGGCUCCUGGUGGUGUCUGUGACCCCGCAAGAGCUGAGCAGCUGCUGAGGACGGCGAGCCAGCACUCCGACAGCAGCGGCUUCGCGGAGGACCCCUCCACAGACGGCUCCGCUAAUUACCUGAAGGUGCAGGAGAGCUCAGACAGCUGUGACAGUGAGACCACAGUGACGUCCACUGCUGGGGACGUCAGCACCCCUCUGGUCCUGGACCACCCCGCGUUUGGGAGGCUGCAGGGGGACGAGGCUGCUCUGAUGCCCACCGUCCUGACCAACACCGAGGCCCACAGAGAUGGUCAGAGGGAGCCGGAGGGCAUGGCACAGGUCCCCGAAGGUACCCCCCACCAGAACCCCAAAGCUGGAGCUGCUGAGAUGGAAAGUGAGCUUGUGUCAACCACAGAACCCUCCUCUACAGCAGAGUCCAGCUCUCCUAAUGAGCCUGAUUCUACAGCGGAGUCCAGCUCUCCCACAGAACCCGCCUCUACAGCAGAGUCCAGCUCUCCCACAGAACCCACCUCUACAGCAGAGUCCAGCUCUCCUAAUGAGCCUGAUUCUACAGCAGAGUUCAGCUCUCCCUCUGAGCCUGGUUCUACAGUAGAUUCCAGCUCUCUGACAGAGCCUGCUCUUACAGCAGAAUCCAACUCCUCCAGAGAGCCCGGUCCUACAGCGGACUCCCAUUUUGCCAUGGAGCCUGGUUCUGCAGUGGAGUCCAGCUCUCCAACAGAACCCGCCUCUACAGUGGAGUCCAGUUCUCACCCUGAGCAUUGUUCUACAGCAGAAUCAAGUUCUCCAACAGAAUCUGCUUCUACCUUGGAGCCCAGCUCUCCCUCGCAGCCCGGUCCUACAGCAGAGUCCGGCUCUCCCUCGGAGCCGGGUGCUGAGGCUGGGUGUGACGUGACGGACAUCGCGGGCGGCUCAGAGCGCGUGCACGAGGCCCUGCUGCGCGCUCAGCGGAAGAGCCCGUCCUCCGAGGAGCAGGAGGAGGUGCUGUGGGUGCAGGCACGGGACCUGCGGAGAGGCGGGGGGUUCUUCCCCCUGCGGAGAUCCCGCUCGCUCCCCUCCUCCCUCCUCAGCCCUGCCCGUGUCGUCUCCUCCGUCCGCAUCCAGGUGCGCCCCGGGAAGGCCAAACGCUGCACCCCAACGUCCGUCUCCUACCGCUACACCCCCGAGGAAGAGGAGGAGGAGGAGGAGGAGGCGAGGGUCAUCGAGGAGGAGCCGGAGGAAGAGGAGCCGUCCUGCUCAUCCACCCUCUUCAUCACCUCCCGCCAGCAGGACAUUCCCCGUGAGAAGGAGGAGGCCCCCAGGAGGGUGCCCCCCUACCCCCUGCCGCCCCACCUGAGCGACUCCACCUGCUCGCUGCACAGCACCCCCCCAGGGUGGGUGGAGCCGCCCCCGAGCGAGAUGUCCCGGCCCUGGAGCUCCUGCAGCAUGCCCAACCUACGGCUCCAAGGCGCACCCCACAGUGCCCCCUACACUGUGCCCCACAGCGCCCCCCACAGCGCCCCCUACAGCGCCCCCUACAGUGCCUCCCUAUCCAGCCCCCACUGCGCUCAGCACCGGAGCGGCAGUCUUUAUGGAAACCCUUACAGCGCCCCCUACAGCCUGGGUUACGGCAGCACCCGCUCCGCCCCCUACAGCGCUGACGCCCCUCACAGCUUCCAGUACAGAGACCCAUACAGCGAUCCGUAUUCCAGGCCCGCGUACCCCCCAUGCCCGUACCCCCCGGCCCCCCUGCCGCCCCCCGUCCGGCCCCCCUCCACCACGGAGAUGCAGCUGAAACGCGUUCUGCAUGACAUCAGGGGGACGGUGCAGAGCCUGACGCAGUGCUCGUCUCUGCAGGGGGACCUGUGUGCCCCCAUGCUGACCCCACGGAGGUCUGCUCUUCCCCUCUACGAGAACACCUUCCAGGAGCUGCAGAUGAUGAGGAAGAGUCUGAACGUCUUCAGGACGCAGAUGAUGGACCUGGAGCUGGCCCUGAUGAGGCAGCAGGACCGGGUCUAUCAGGACCUCACCCUGGAGGAGAGGCAAGACGCUGAGCAGCUGCAGCAGCUGCGCAGUCAGGUGAGGCAGGAGCUGCAGGAGCUGGAGCUGCAGCUGGAGGACCGUCUGCUCUUCCUGGACGAGCAGCUGCGCAGCUCCUCCCAGGCCAGCCUCUAUCGCCACCUCAUGGGCAUCCGCAGAGGCCACAGCAUGGACAGCCUGUACGGCGGCUCUCCUGUGAACAUAGUGGAGCCGGUGUCGGAGCUCCUGAGGGAGCAGCUCAGCCUCCAGGCAGAGCUGGGGUAUGAGGCCAGAGGAAACAGCGCCCCCUGCCUGGGGUCUGCCUCCUCGUCCGGGACCACCAGCCCCGUGAGGCCCAGCCGAAACGCAGGCCUGGCACUUGAGCGCACCUCCCAGCAGAGGGUAGGCGUGUACCGGACCUCCGUCUGCCUCACCCCGACCCCACCACCUCGGGCUCCGGCAGAGAGACCUGACCCACCACCGACAGGAGGGCCAGCAGGGGGGAACCGCACCCUGCAGGAGGGAGCAGGAGGAGGAGGAAGAGGAAGAGGAGGAGCCGAGAGCCCGGGCCUGCAGGAGGAAGCCAGAGGAGGAGCCCAGAGCCUCCACCCACAGGAGGAGAGAGAGAGGCAGCCGGCAGACAACCUUUACCUUCAACAGCUUAUCAAGGAGAUCAAAGAGAGCAUCGCUGAGGAGAUCCGCCAGGAGAUAGUCAACGAGCUCUUGGUUGCCGCGUCGCCACGGAAAUCGCCCACGGUAACCAGAGGGACCACCUCCUGAGCAUGCGGAUGAAGAGGACUCUGAACCACUCUGAACACUGGCAAAGUCUUGCACUGAGAAGAGCCCACUCCCUAUGUAGUGUGUGUGCAGGGAUGCCUUAUGUUAGCAGUCCCAGGAUGUAGCACACUACCCACCUACGGAGUUUCAUGCUGCUUAAACCACACUGCUCCCAGCCCUCCGGUUUCAACACUGACUGUGAGAUUAACGUGCUCUUCAGCUCAGAGAGUUAGGCCUCUGAAGACCGUGACUGUUGCGGUUGUCUACGGUGUGUGUCUGUGGUGUGUGUCCACAGGUUGGCUGUUAGUAAGUGAUGUGGGUUUGAGAGUGUGUCUGCGAGGUCGAAGGUCACCUCGAGUGGGAAGGCUGGGCCUGGUAGAUGGGGAAGGCAUGGAGGUUGUGUGUGUGCCGAAACUGUGCCCUCUGCCAACCCCAGCCUCUGUGAGGAACUAGCUGUGCAAUACAUUUCACCCUUAACUUGAAAUGGCUGUUAACUACUGUUUUCAGGUGUGUCACUUUAAAAGACACGUUUGUUUUUUCAUAGUGUGUCUUUUUGGUCAGAAACUGUAGCACUUAUGAAAAAUGCAGUCUGAAAAAGUCACAUUCCUACAUGUAUUUUCCAGGCACUAAUGUUACUAAAAUGUGAGUGUGUGUGUGUGUGUGUGGGUGGGUGUGUGUUUUAGGAGAGUUGAAUGUAAUCUCGAGAGCUGAUCGGGUUGAGCUGUCCUGGUGUCUUACCCUUUACAUGUGAUGCAUUGUGUUUCUUUAUAGUAGAUACUUUGUGUUGUACGUGUUCAUUUGAAAUGCAUGUAUUUCAAAUGUUAGCACCACAAAGGACUCAUAAACACAUUUAGGGUUAAUGUUCGAGUUGCCCUGCUGUUCACAAACCUAAACAGAAACAUAGGGAUUUUUCCUUAAAGAUGGUAAUUUUAACUACUUUGAAAUGAUUUGUAAUACUAAUUUGUUUUAACUUCUGUCCACAUCUGAAAAUGGAUAGCGUUGGAAAGGGAUUGUUUACCUUGGUCACCUGGGAUGCAUGAGGGAAUAUCUCUAACGUA